Molecule: messenger RNA, 1870 nt
Organism: Onychostoma macrolepis
Lineage: Eukaryota; Metazoa; Chordata; Actinopteri; Cypriniformes; Cyprinidae
Gene: ube2ka
Product: ubiquitin-conjugating enzyme E2Ka (UBC1 homolog, yeast)
Exons: 7
Coding region: 82-693 (203 amino acids)
Biological process (GO): proteasome-mediated ubiquitin-dependent protein catabolic process; protein polyubiquitination
Cellular component (GO): nucleus
Molecular function (GO): protein binding; ubiquitin conjugating enzyme activity
Source: RefSeq, a predicted model, not a curated record
AGAGAGAGAGAGAGAGGUGUGUGUGUGUGUGUGUGUGUGUGCGCGCGCGUGUGGUGGUGGUGGUGGUGUGUGUGUGUAUAUAUGAACAGCAUGGCCAACAUCGCGGUCCAGCGGAUCAAACGGGAGUUUAAAGAGGUCCUUAAAAGCGAAGAGACGAGUAAAAACCAGAUCAAGGUGGAUUUAGUAGAUGAGAAUUUCACAGAACUAAAGGGGGAGAUCGCGGGACCGCCAGAUACGCCUUAUGAAGGUGGCAGAUAUCAACUAGAAAUAAAAAUUCCAGAGACAUAUCCAUUUAAUCCGCCAAAGGUUCGGUUUAUAACGAAAAUCUGGCAUCCCAACAUCAGCUCAGUAACAGGUGCUAUUUGUUUGGACAUCCUGAAGGACCAGUGGGCGGCGGCGAUGACCCUCCGAACAGUCUUACUGUCACUACAGGCUCUUCUGGCCGCCGCUGAGCCAGAUGAUCCACAGGACGCAGUAGUUGCCAAUCAGUAUAAACAGAACCCAGAGAUGUUCAAACAGACGGCUCGACUCUGGUCACAUGUUUACGCAGGAGCUCCCGUCUCCAGCCCGGACUACACACGCAAAAUAGACAAACUCUGUGCUAUGGGCUUUGAUAAAAAUGCAGUAAUAGUGGCGUUGUCGUCGAAAUCCUGGGACGUGGAGACCGCGACAGAACUGUUGCUUAGUAAUUGAGUCCAACCUGAGGGGCCAAAGCACCUUAUCUGACACAAUCCCACCCUCAAAUCUCCUCCUCAGUCCACACUACCUUCAUCUUUCUCAAUCUCUCUUUCUUUAUCCAUCUUUUACCAUUCCUCUGUUCGGAACAGUUCAUCCCAAACUAAAAUGCCGUCAUCUUUAUGUUGUUCUAAACUUGCCUGACUUUAUUUCUUCCACGGGAGACUUUCAGCUGAAUGUCUCUGUACAAAGAACAGCUGGUGAUUUGGCAGUAAAAACCUCCACCCGUUUUCCUUGUAUAAUGCAGAUUGGUUUGGAAGCUUGUUUCCACCAUGAAAAAAAAAAAAAAAAUAAUUGAGACUUUGUUUUUCGCAGUUCUGUAAACAAAAGUCAGAACUGUGAGAUGUAAACUCAGAAUUCUUUAUAGUUUUUUCCUCCAAAUUGAGUUUAUAUCUUGCAAUUUUGAGUUAUAUCUCAUAAUUCUGAGUUUAUGUCUCAUAAUUCUGACUUUUCUCAGAAUUGCAAGUUUAUAUCUUGCGAUUCUGAGAAAAAAGUGAGAAUUGUGUGAUAUAAACUCAGAAUUGUGAGGGAAAAAAAGGUCAGAAUUGUGAGAUUAAAAAAUCACAAUUACCUUAAUUUUUUAUUCUGUGGCAGAAAUGCGCCUCCAUAGGUUUGGAACAACAUGAAAGUGGGAAAAAAUUACAUUUUCAUUCAUUUUUAAGUGAACUGACCAUUUUUCCCUCUAUAUGUCUUUCGCUCUCUUUUGUUUUGUUUACUUAUUUUGGUUUGGAUGUGCCUUUUUCUUUCUCAUAAUAAUAAUAAUCAUCAUCAUCAUCAUCUCCCUCAGAUUGGUUCUGCAAUCUGACUGUAGCCCCGCCCCUCAUGCACAUGCCCAAUCAGCACUACGGUUGUACUCCCACCUGCACAAUCAUUGGCCCUUUCAUCUGGAAAACAUUUGGAUUCCAUUUUUGAAAUUCCAGAGUUCAAACUGAAUCGAAAUGGUUCCUUCACUCAUAGAUGUUAAUCUCAAACAGUCAAGACUGGAAGAAACCCACACACGCAAAUAAAUGAAAGACGAGAGUUCAUCUGUAAAUAAAGCUAUUAAAGUCUGUAUAAAUUAAAGCAAUGUGGCAAUGCCUUUAUUUAUUAUUGCUUUGUGGAAUAGUGAAAUAAACACCAGUUUCAUGGCUGAGCA